Strongylocentrotus purpuratus (purple sea urchin) is the source of this 4721-nucleotide messenger RNA. RefSeq names its product annexin A7. The record is from RefSeq and is a predicted model, not a curated record. NCBI's taxonomy places the organism in Eukaryota, Metazoa, Echinodermata, Echinoidea, Camarodonta, Strongylocentrotidae.
CCCCUGCACCCGGCUACCCACCACAGCAAGGCGUACCACCACAGCAAGGCUACCCACCACAGCAAGGCUACCCACCACAGCAAGGCUACCCACCUCAGCCUGGCUACGCCCCUCAACCCGGCUACGCCCCUCAGCCCGGCUACCCUGCUGCCCAACCCGGAUACGCACCCCAACCCGGAUACGCACCCCAGCCUGGCUAUGCACCCCAAGCUCAGAACCAGAUGAUGUCCAACACUGUUGUUGUGACGGCCCCACCAGCUGUCCAGCAGAGUACUGUAGUAGUCCACAACCAACAACGUCGCGGUGUGAACCAUGUGUUGCAUUGCAUCAUUACAUUCUUCUUUUGGCCAUGGGUAUUCGUCUGGAUCAUCCUGUGCAUCACAGAGGGGGCUUAAAAACCCUGACUGGACAUCUGAGAAACUCUGCUAAGACAAAGAGACGAGACACCACCUGAUCAUCUUUCACCUUUCACCUUUGAACUUUGACCUCUUUUGCCUGCAUGCAUCCAGCACUCUCUAUUCUUCCAAGUUUGGUAUGUGCUUUCAAUCACCCCAUGGUGUCUUGGAAAGAAUAAAUAGAAAAAUGUCUUUUUGACUGGUUAUAAUUUCUUCCUAUUUCUUAUUUUCUUUAGUGCAUACUGUUAAAUACUGUAUCAUUACGACAUGAGAGGUCUGUAAAUAACAAAUAUACUGGGAAUUCAUGUGUAAUUGAAAUGGCUAUUAUUAUUUUUUUAUUUUAAGCCUUACUAAAAACCUACAUGUUAUUCAACAAUUUGUAUCCUCUUUUCUAUUAGAACUGCCCAUCAGCAUUGAAUUUGGGUCUGUUAUUAAUAUACUAAAAUUCAUGUGUAAUUGUAAUGGCAAUCUGUUAUGAAAACCUACAUGUUAUUCAACAACUCAUAUCCUCUUUUCUAUUAGAACUCCCCAUCAGCAUUAAAUAUGACUCAUUGGUCAAACUACUUUGCCCGUUUUAUUGUUUAGCACAAUUUCCUUAGAAUAUAUGUACACAGACUGUACAUUUUAGUUAGUGUACAAAUUAUGCUUCUACUGUAUAUUGGGUGAUUGUAUGCUUUCACUUUCAGUUUCCAUUACGUUAGUACUUAGCAUGUGGGUGGGAUGUGCCAGCAUGUAUAAAAUAUCCCUCUUCAUGAUGUUAGUGUAAAUUGGAAUUUAAUACAGCCCUUGCCAUUUGCUGCCAAAUGAAGAACACUUUACUUAUUAGAUGCUGGUAUGAAACAUAUCAAUUUGCGUCUCGUGUGGUAUAUAGAUUAUACAUAUAAACAAUUGUAUGUACAUGUGUCUGCCUAUUAGAAUUUAUUAUUUUCAGAAUAAUUGCCUCUGUUUUGUGCAAAAAUAUACCUGGUACAUUGGCCAAAAGAGUCAAGAUUAUCAGUACCAUCUUUAUCCAUGUUUGUUGCAUUUGAUGCUAGAGCAAGGUAAAAAGGACAUCCUUAAAUUGGCAAAAUGUGGAAGUCUUCAAAAGGCUUUUCCCAUGCAAUAACACCUUGUUACUUUUAAAAUUAUGAAAUAGCUUUAUAUGAGAAAUAGGUUGCAAUAAAAGACAAUUGGAAUUGUUGCCAAUUUGAAGAAGAAAAGCUGAACCCAUAUUAUUUUUUUCUGAAUGAAAACUAAAUAUAAAUACUUAAGGCUGAAAUCCUAUGAAGAUGUUACAAAUAACAUCAAGGGAAUGCUGACUCUAUAUUAAAUACUCUUUUUUUUUAGUCCUAUUUUGCAUUUUUAUUAAAAUGGCCCUUUGCCCUUUACACAUGUUCAUCUAGGUCUUUUGAAAACUUGUUUCUUGGGAUAUUGAAAAAUAGAAAUGUUAUUUGAAAAUAUAUUUCUUUACCGUCCACCACUUUUUAUUACCAUCAUCUAGCAUCACCUUUUAUAACAUUUAAAGAUGGUGUUAUUGACAAAGUGUUAAAACUGCCAUAAUAUUAAUCUCAUAUUGAAAGCCACAUGGAUAAUAUUUGUAUAAAGUGGAUUGAUCUUUGGGGCUUCUUGGCUGAAAUUGAAUAUUACAAAUAAUUUGAAAUCAUUUUGUUUACCCCAUUUAUUGCAAAUUUGCAGUCAUACAUUCAAGCAUUCAGCAUUACGAAACACUACCAAGAAAUUGAAACUGAAGCAUGUCAAGAAACGGCAUCAAACUUCAAUAAUUUUGAAAUAUGAUGUUGAAUAUUGAAGUGGAUUUUGAAAUAUGGAUUUAUUAAAUCUGCUUGAUUUUAAGAGACCUCGGUUAGGCACAAUCACUUUAUUGUAGGAUAUUAAUGGUAUUCAGUACAUGUGUGAGGUUGUGAAUUUAUUUUGUUGUAUUGUUAAAAAAUGGGUUCAGGUCAAAUAUACAUUUACAAGUAGGUGGAGUCAUUUGGGACCAAAGUCUAAUCUUCUAGUUUAUAAAGAAGUAUUGUUAUAUCUUUAUGGCUAAACAUUAUCUGACAACCCUGUAGUCACAUAUUUUAUUAGCCUUUUUGUUAUUUGCUACUGAUAUACAACUCAUGUAUUUGUUGUGUAUUAUUUUUUGCCUUCUAUGUUUUUUUGUUUUCACUGUAAUGCAAUGUGAACAAUUUAGAAUUGUCACUAGGGAGACAGUACUAUCCUAUCAAUUCAAAACAAUCAUGACAAAAAAACAAUGUUAUUAUUAAUACAAAAUCAUGUAUUUUAUGUAAUGAUUUUCAAAAUCUGAUAAAUAUUUUACCCUCUAUGUCAUGAAAAUAUCACCUUGCCAGUGAUCAUGCUUUGUUUGAGGAAUUAUGCCCUUCAUCAUAUUAAUAAUUAUAAUAAUAAUAUGUUUUCUUAUGUUUAGGUUUAGGAAUGUGUAUAAUAUUUGUGAUAUAAGAGAGCUGAGACACAAGAGUACAUGCCAACACUUAUUAUGCAAUAUAUAACCUUAUGAAGAGAGCACAAUAUGGCUGCACAAUAAUGCUUUAAAAGGGCUUUAAAAAUUGUACUAAGAGUUCUGAUUUGUACUUGUAGUUGCAUCCUUUUCUAUAUUCUUAUUUCUAUGGUUUCGACUUGGUAUAGAUGAAUGAUUAAAACGAUAUGUUCCUCUCAUUUAUCUCACUACUUUGAGUAGGACCUACAUAUUUUACCUGUAUGUGUGAAAGUCUAUUCAUAAACUGAAUUCGGUAAACUACAUAUAUACCUGAUUAAUGUUCAUACUGAUUAAGAAACAUAGACAAUUAUUUCGAAGAAGAUAGCUUUAGCAAGGGUCCCCCCCCCAAAAAAAAAGGAUAGUAAAAUAGAAUAUGGAAUUAAUGAUAUUAACUUUGUUGAAUGUAUCAUGUUAUUGCAUGUAUAUUUAAAGGAUGUUCUUAACAUUUGUCAGAGAGUUAAGUCAUUAAAAGUAAUGGUUAUUUUUCUCUUAAAUUUAUUUUUGAUAAUUAUGUGAAUAUAAUAUGAUAUUUUUGUAGUGUAAGUCGUGUGUUAGUAAUCUUUAAACAAUCAUUGUACUUUUGAAUCACAUGUACAAGGGAAUCACCUCAAGCUCAAUAAAAUAAUGAUAUUGUCAUUUUGUGCCUUAUGAAGGCGAUGUAAUAGCAUUCAAACUGUAGUCUUUAUUUUGGGUUUACUUUCAGUCACACAUUAAAGAAAUGACUUUUGUAAAUCUGUUUUCUUUUGGGGUUUAUGUUACAAUUAAAUGUGUAUAAGUUGUGCGAGCUUUAAUCAGCGUCUUGAAUAUAUUUUACUUUUUUAUUGAUUGGUUUCAUUAUUCGCUGUAUGUUUUACCUAAUAGUUCAUAUGAUGUACCUUUAUUUACCCCAUGAUAUUAUGCUAUUAUGCAUUUAAUUCUGUACUUAAUAGACCAACAUCCCACAAGACUGAAAAAUUCAGUACUUAAGGUGAAACUUUUUAAAAAGUUGUUUGAUGGCCUACAUUACCAACAAUAUCAUUUGGUAGGCUGUGACAGCCUGUCAGCCUCAUGUACUGUCCGACCCAGAGGCUAUAGCUGUACUAAAUUUAACAGGGAUUGAUUCUAGUAUGGGCAUAGGGGUGCAGGCAUAUUUUUGCAUGGGGGUAGAUGCCUUUUGCCCAAAUACCAAUACUGUACAUUUUCUAAAAAUUUCUACAUACACAUGUACGAGCAAAGCAAGUCACAAAAUUUGAGACACUUUUUUUAAUAAAUAAAAUGACAUAGAAAUUGUGUAUCUGGGCACCUCAUUUUAUUUUAGCAUCUCAAUGCCCAAAUAUUAGGAUAUUCAAGCACCUUACUGCCUGAAUAUGAGAUGGUGGUUGCAUCAAAAAAAAAAUAUUGGAUCUUUGAAAAUCCUGGGGGAGAUGAGGGGUCUACAGCCCCCCCCCCCCCCUCCCAACCUCCUAUGCCCACACGUAUGCGUAUAAUUGUUGUCUCCUGUGCCAGUCCCCUCUGUAAUUGUACAUUUUGUAUGCAUUCCAAUUAUCAUUUGUUUGUGGCAUUUUAUCAACUCAAGAAUAAUUUGUACAUUCAAAAAAUUUCGAAUCACGUAGUACAGUAGUACAAACAAGUUUUGUCAAACAACACAAUACACGUGUUUUUAUGCAAUUUAUAUUUUUUCAAUAGUGGUAAUAGUGGUGUGAGAAUUUUCUUUGAAUUAAUUAUAGUGUAAGAAUUUCUUGAUUUAUAUGUACUAUUAUGUUAUUCAAGAUGUGAGCACAUGCUGUGUUGUAGGACAAUUGUCAAGAUAUUAAUGAAUGAAGUUGCAUUAACGCAACUCUUUGAAAUAAAUAUAUUUCCACUACUCUGAA